Oryza sativa Japonica Group (Japanese rice) is the source of this 1697-nucleotide messenger RNA. RefSeq lists its product as uncharacterized. The record is from RefSeq and is a predicted model, not a curated record. Gene Ontology annotation, molecular function: protein binding. NCBI's taxonomy places the organism in Eukaryota, Viridiplantae, Streptophyta, Magnoliopsida, Poales, Poaceae.
AUCAUGCUGCUUAACAAGAACGAUAAAAAAAAAAGUACCCAUCGAUCGAUCAACUGCGGCAGCUCGUACCCAUCGAUCGAUCGAUCGAUCCCCCAUGGCGCUGCCGGUGCCGGACGACGCCCUCGCCGACAUCCUCCGCCGCCUGCCGCCACGCAGCCUCGCCGCGGCGCGUUGCGUCUGCAAGCCGUGGCGCGACCUCGUCGACGGCCGCGCGCUGCUCCUCCCGCGCCUCCUGCCCCACUCGGUGCACGGCGUCCUCAUCAACUACAUCGACCACGACCGCCCCCACCUCUUCUCCCGCCGCCGAUCCCGGUCCCGAUCCCGGUCCUCCUCCUCGCCGGCGGCGUCGAGCGGCGGGGGGGAUAUCGACGGCAACCUCUCCUCGGUGCCGCCCAAGGGCGACAUGGACUGGUGGCACGUCAUGGACCACUGCGACGGCCUCCUCCUCUGCGCCGUCGAGUGGGGGAAUCGUCUCUGCGUCUGCAACCCGGCGACGCGGCGGUGGGCGACGCUGCCCCGAUGCCCGGAGUCGCCGAAGCCGAUCCGCUACGGCACCGGCGGCGCGUACCUCGCGUUCGAUCCGGCGGCCGCGUCGCCGCCGCACUACGAGGUGUUCUUGAUCCCCGGCUUGCCGGAGAAGCCCCCGCCGCCACCACCAAAGCAGAAGGCGAAAGCAAUCACCGCGCCGCCGUUCUGCCUGGAUUCGCUGCUCGCAUCGCUGGACGGCGCCUGCUGGACUAUGGAGGAGGUGGAGCCGCCGCCGCCACCAUCUCCACCGGCGUCCUCCAUGGGUGAUGCUGACCUGUACCGUUUGAUGGAAUGGCCGCCGUCGCCGUACAAGGUGUACGUGUUCUCGUCGAGGAGCGGGCGGUGGGAGGAGAGGGCCUUCGUCAGGGAAGGCGGUGAGACGGCGGCGGCGACGACGACGGUGGAUGACAUGGAACCAUGGGAGUGUCCUCUUGAAGGCCCUCGCCAAGGGUACACCGGUACAGCGUGUCCUGGCAGGGAGCACUGUAUGUGCAUUCUCGUGGUACUUCUGUUACCAGGUUUUCACUGUCAAAUGACAAGUACCAAGUAAUCAGUACAUGAUUAUGCACACUUAGAUAUUCUUGGAUUUCAUCCUUAUAAGGAAGCUAUUUUCUUGGAUGAAACAUUCAGAACAGUAGCCUAUCAUUUGGAUAGCUCGAAGGUCCAAUAUCUGGGCUACUCACGCCCAAAGUGUUACUACCGAAACUAUACAAAUGGUAUAUAUGAGUCAUUUGUUUAUACUCCUUGCAUGAUUGGAGAGCUUCAUGGAGAUCACAGUGGGCAGAACUCAUCUUUUAAAUAGAACCAACCUAUGUACAACUCAGGCAGUUGAAGAACAUACCAGGCUGAUCACUGGGCACAAUUUGGUUUAUUAUUUAUAUAUUUUCUCCAAUCUUAGUAGUUGUUCCUCGGUUUGUGCUACAAGUCCUAAGUACUGCCCUGUGUCUUUUUUUCAUUGAUCGUGAUCAUACAUUUUAUUAGUUUUCCUUUUUUUUUUUUGCUUUUCCCUUUUGAGUUUCUACCUCUUCAAAUUAUAUGUACACAUCUUUGCUAUCAGAUUCUACAGUUAAAUACGCUUUCACCUUGUUCAGUUGUUUGACUCAUGGCAACCCAAUGAACAACGCAUUGGACCAAACGGAGAUAACUGAACAAUUCUCCCGUAACUUCAG